AGAGAGAGAGACGGCUGGUGUUAAAAACAGUGCUGAAGUCCAGCCCUAAAGCCUUUGAAGAAGGCCUGUUUCUGGGGAGUCAGGAUUGCAGGGUUUUAGACCUUGUCUGAAACCACUGCCAACCCCAGGGAUGGCUGACCGGCUGAGUAAUGUUCCCCCUCCCUGGAAGAAAUCCUUGCAAAGUGCUUGAACAUGUGCUUAAUCAUCAGGCAGCUGCCAAACUGGAGUUUUUGGUGUAAUGUGGGAGAUUGAUAGCUGUUUUCAGCAAGCCGAGUGAUACCCGAGCGCAUGAAACUUGUUGGGAAAUCCAGCUUCCUCCUUGUCUGGCUGCACCCAGGAUAAAAGGGCCCUGGUGUGGCCGUCUUCAUGCCACUCGGAUCCCCGAUCUCAGGAGCAGCAGGAGGCAGGCUUCAUCAAUCUAGGAAGGAUGUCCUACCAGCAGCUGCAGCAAUGCAAAGUCCCCUUUCAGCCCCCUCCCCAAGUCCCCAAGCCCCACCCCACCAAGGUGCCGGAGCCCUGCCCAUCUCCUGUCCCAGAGCCCUAUCCACCCGAGGGGCCUGGGCCUGCCCUCCCACCCGAGGUCCCGGAGCCCUAUCCACCCGAGGGGCCUGGGCCUGCCCUCCCACCCGGGGUCCCAGAGCCCUAUCCGCCCCUGGAGCCUGGGCCUGCCCUCCCACCCACCGUCCCAGGGCCCUAUCUACCCAAGGGGCCAGGGCCUGCCAUCCCACCCCCUGUCCCAGGGCCCUAUCCACCCAAGGGGCCUGGGCCUGUCCUCCCACCCCGGGUCCCCGAGCCCUAUCCACCCGAGGGGCCUGGGCCUGCCCUCCCACCCCAAGUCCCAGAGCCCUAUCCACCCGAAGGGCCUGGGCCUGCCCUCCCACCCCAGGUCCCAGAGCCCUAUCUGCCCGAGGGGCCUGGACCUGCCCUCCCACCCCAGGUCCCAGGGCCCUAUCCACCCAAGGGGCCUGGGCCUGCCCUCCCACCCCAGGUCCCAGGGCCCUAUCUGCCCGAGGGGCCCGGGCCUGCCCUCCCACCCGGGGUCCCGGAGCCCUAUCCGCCCCUGGAGCCUGGGCCUGCCCUCCCACCCACCGUCCCAGGGCCUUAUCCACCCAAGGGGCCUGGGCCUGCCCUCCCACCCGGGGUCCCGGAGCCCUAUCCGCCCCUGGAGCCUGGGCCUGCCCUCCCACCCACCGUCCCAGGGCCCUAUCCACCCAAGGGGCCUGGGCCUGUCCUCCCACCCAGGGUCCAGGAGCCCUAUCCGCUCAAGGGGCCUGGGCCUGUCCGCCCACCCGGGGUCCAGGAGCCCUAUCCGCCCGAGGGGCCUGGGCCUGCCCUCCCACCUGGGGUCCAGGAGCCCUAUCCACCCGAGGGGCCUGGGCCUGUCCUUCCACCUGGGGUCCCGGAGCCCUAUCCGCCCCUGGAGCCUGGGCCUGUCCGCCCACCCGGGGUCCAGGAGCCCUAUCCGCCUGAGGGGCCUGGGCCUGCCCUUCCACCUGGGGUCCAGGAGCCCUAUCCACCCAGGGGGCCUGGGCCUGUCCACCCACCCGGGGUCCAGGAGCCCUAUCCACCCGAGGGGCCUGGGCCUGCCCUCCCACCUGGGGUCCAGGAGCCCUAUCCACCCGAGGGGCCUGGGCCUGCCCUCCCACCUGGGGUCCAGGAGCCCUAUCCACCUCUGGAGCCUGGGCCUGUCCUCCCACCCGGGGUCCAGGAGCCCUAUCCACCCAGGGGGCCUGGGCCUGUCCUCCCUCCCGGGGUCCAGGAGCCCUAUCCACCUGAGGGGCCUGGGCCUGUCCUUCCACCUGGGGCCCCGGAGCCCUAUCCACCCCUGGAGCCUGGGCCUGCCCUCCCACCUCCCAGCCAGCAGAAAUGCUCCCCUGUGCAGCAUCCCCCGUGCCAGAAGAAGCACCUGCCAAAGCAGAAGUGACAGCUCUGAAGCCACCACGCCCUCAGCCUGGGCAUGAGCUGCUGCAUCGUCUCCAGCCCCCCGACUCCUUCCUUCCAGCAACUUCAGGGAACACCACAGAUCCCCAGGGACUCUACCUCUCAGCUGACUCUGAAGAGAAUGGCAGCUCCAUUCACAGGUUUUCCAGACAAUGAUUCGACUGGCUCCCGUCAGCUUCCAUAACUAGAAAGCAGACGGAAGAGACUGCCGCACCCUGUGAUGCAGGCCUUCCCGGCACCACACGGGCACAUCCGCGGUGGUCAGGGUGGCCGUCCGUCCAGACGCCGCUGCCACCCUGCCCGUCUGCUCCCUCGUAAGCCUGAGAAGAUCAUCGAAUGGUGGAAGCUUCCUCCUCGGCUCUGCCUCCUGCAAUUUUCUGAAUUUUUUGAAGUUUGAGAAGCCAAAAUGCUUUCAAAUAACUGACCUAAAUUAUUGGGACGUUCCUCCAAGUUCGCCCCCAACCCCGAUACUGUCCCAUACUCUUCAGUUAUGACAACAGGGCCUUCUGUUCCCCAUCACCUCCCUGGUCACCCCUUCAUCUCGAGACAGCUGACACCGUGUGGACACCCCCAGCUCUGUGAUGUCAUGACCUCCCCCUUCCCCUUUCCUUUAGUAAAUUCAGGUGUUCCUACGUG
This is a messenger RNA of Manis pentadactyla (Chinese pangolin), 2577 nucleotides long. RefSeq names its product basic proline-rich protein-like. The transcript is spliced from 2 exons. NCBI's taxonomy places the organism in Eukaryota, Metazoa, Chordata, Mammalia, Pholidota, Manidae. The record is from RefSeq and is a predicted model, not a curated record. The coding region runs from base 428 to 1924 and encodes 498 amino acids.